AUUAAAGAAAAAAGAGAGAAAAGAAGGAAGGAAGAAAGUGGGAGAAAGAGAAACUGAGGGAAAGAGUGGAAAACAAAUAUAUCUCAAUAUUCAAAGGGAAAGUGGUUUUGGUUUUUGGAAAACGAAAUUCCCUUGGCUUUUUUGCAGCACCUGGUAUUUGGUUGAAGAAGCAAUCAAAAACAGAUAGUUCUCUGUAGUAAUCCAUUGUAUUACCUGACUGAUUGUUGUUAUUUUUAUUUUUAUUUUUUAAUUUUCACCUUGAACGGCGUCGGGUUUUUUCUUUUUCUCGAGAAAAAUCCGGUGAUAUUCCGGGAAAGUUCUAGCUAAACCCAUCAGAAUAAUCUGGGACAAAACAACGUUCUUUGUUUUUGUCGGAUAUUGGUUGUUGUUGUUGUUGCCGAUUGCUCUGUUCUCGAUCAUAUCCAAAACCUCCUGUCCUUUACGUAAUCCAUUGGUAAAUCACCAUAACUUUCAUCAACGUUUUGAGGUUGGAAAAAAACUGAUUAAAAAAUCCAAAUCCACAAUUGAAAUUCUAGCAAAGAUUGAUUUUUUGGGUUCUGGGUAUUCACUGAAUUUCCAUAAUUGUCGUCUUUCCGUUUCUGGGUCGUAUAAAAAAUCACCAAUAAUUCAUUGUUUCGUAUCUGGGUAUAUCGGAAAGCACAUGAAAAUAGGAUUUUGAUUUCUGGGUAUUUGCUAAAAUCCGGUUUUUUGGAUCUAGAAUACCCGGGAAUUCAAUGAUGGCGAAGAAAUCAGGGUCAUUGGAUUACUGGAGGAAUUACUUUAGAACAGCGAACUCAGACAUUUUCGAGAUAAUCGACCAUGCGAUUAUGGUGGCGGCUUCGGAUUGUCCUAAGGAGUUCAAAUUGAGGAGGGAUCGAAUAGCUGAGAGGCUUUUCUCUUGUAAAUUUUCUCGGUGUUUGGGUUGUGAUAGGGUGGAGUUGUCUGUGCCUUGUGGUGGUAGUGAAGAAGAUGAGACAGAAGAAGAAGAUGACAGUGAUGGAGGUUGUAAGAGUAGUGGUUUUGAAAGAGGUGGGUGUGAAUUUGAGCCAGGUGGGAGUAAGGAGAGCAAGAAUAGCAAUACUGUUGAUCACGGAGAGAUGAACGUGAACCAGGUUAGCAAUUAUAGCUAUGGAGAAGCUGAGGCAUUGACUGAUGAGAUUGAAGAACAGUCUCAGAUUGUUGGGGAGGUCUUGAGGAUCAAAGAGAUUCUUUAUAACAGUGAAGACGAGUCUGAUUCAGUGUUGCUUGAGUCGUUGAGGAAGCUUCAGUUGAUGAUUCUGACUGUGGAUACUCUGAAGGCAACUGAGAUUGGAAAGGCUGUCAAUAGGCUUCGGAAGCAUGCAUCAAAGGAGAUUCGCCACCUUGCCCGGACUCUUAUCGAAGGUUGGAAGGACAUGGUAGACGAGUGGGUCAAUGCUACACAGGCUAUUGCAGUUGUCGGUUCAGAAGGUACCCCGGAUUCUGUAAACCCAUCUGUUGUUGAUGAAGAAGAAGAAGAAGAAGAAGAAGAAGGGCUUCCAUCUCCUCCUCUAGAUGAUUUCUUUGCCACUCAACCCACUUCAAUGGAGCUCUCACAGUUCUUUGAUGGCAUGGAUGAUGAUGGAAAUCCUCGAAACAAUGGGGAAUUCAGCAAGAACCGUGAUUAUGGAAGAAAACCAUCACAAGAGAGUCAAAAUAAUAUGAGGCGGAAACAGCAGACAAUCAAUGCGGCAAAUGUGCUGAUCAAGGACAACAAGAGUCAUCAAGUGAGGAAACAGGAACUUGUUGUGAGGCCAAAUAUGCCGUCAAACACCAAUUCUGGGCCUGGAAGACCUCUCAAACCAAGUUCAGAGCAAAAGGUCAAUAAUGAUGCGAAGUCCCAGCAAAAAUCUAAUAAGGCUUCCAUCCAGAAGAGGCCAGUCACUGUCGAGCAAGAUAAAUUCAAGUGUUCGGAUGAGGUUGCAGUCCAAGUGAAACUCGAAGCUACAAAGAGGAAACUUCAGGAGCGUUAUCAACAAGCUGAGAAUGCUAAGAGACAGCGGACGAUACAGGUUAUGGAGUUGCAUGAUCUCCCUAAGCAGGGGCUUGGCCAUAGAAAUCCUCAUAUGAAACCUGGGAACCAUAACCGGCAAUGGGCACAUGGGCGACGAUAGGAUUUUUUUUAUUCAGGAUGGAACUAGCCUUUUCAAGUUUCUUCCAUUGUAAAGUCAAUGGAAGAACACCAGUGACUCUCUGGCAUACUGUGGCUUGACCUACUUGAGCAAUAUCAAAAUCAUUCUCCAUUUCUGCUGGAGCAGUCUAUUCUGGUUCAUAGGGAAACCAACUCUUGAUAACUUUUUUCCUAAAUUGAGUACAUUGAGAAUAGAGAAUUCUGUUGAUCGAAAUUGGCAGUCAGGUUUUAGUUUACGAAGUCUGUACUUUGUCCUGAGAUAAAUUUCUGUAGAGUAUCUUGAUCUGCACCUACUCAUUUGAUUGGCUACCUGUCAACAUUCUUUUCCUCAUAUUAGUAAAGCUUGCACAGACAGAAUAAGUGCAUUUUCAUAAACUCAUAACCAUAUGUUAACUUGUUGGUUUGAAUUAAUGUAUAAAGAGGGCAGAUGCUAAUGCAGGAAGUUUGCCCUAAUUUUUAUAGAA
Quercus lobata is the source of this 2613-nucleotide messenger RNA. Its product is annotated as probable mediator of RNA polymerase II transcription subunit 26b. Bases 735 to 2132 code for a protein of 465 amino acids. Gene Ontology annotation, cellular component: nucleus. The transcript has 9 exons. Lineage: Eukaryota; Viridiplantae; Streptophyta; Magnoliopsida; Fagales; Fagaceae. The record is from RefSeq and is a predicted model, not a curated record.